GCUGAUCUAAAAUCUAUUUUUGGCCAUAAGGUAUUCACGGAACUUUGUUGUACAUUUGAAAAUAUGUCCCAGUCAUGUCCCAAAGGAGUUCUGUCCCCAAGUCACGUCGCAGCUUCAGUUCCUGUUUUAUUUUGAGAGCGAAAAAUAAAACCGGGGGCCAUGACAAAUAUUUCUGUUCCAGCCGACUUUACACCGACAGGAAUAGCACAUAGCAAUGUAAGUGGUGGAAACACCUUUUAGUUGGUGUUAAGCUGUUUGAGAUGCUGACCAACAUUACUUUGUUAACUCUGGUAAAUAAUUAACCAGAUUAAUGAUAAAGCUACGCUAGCUUCGUGUAUUAUUUUGGAACUAAAACCAUUAACAUUAUUUUAAUUGCACUUUAACGUUCCUGUUAACUAAAGCCGACGUCGUCAGUCUCUUGAGAAAAGUUCAGCUAGAAAAACAGUUAGAAUCCUACAUCAGACAAGAAUGGGACAUUCCUCAGCAACCGGUCUCCAUCAUAUUAAAAGAGCUGUUCCAGUCAUCUCUGUGAUUUGACACUCCAUCACAUCUACUGAUCCACUGAUCUGGCAGCAUGACUAACACAGAUUCUAUCGGUGUGCGGGUCUUCUCUCUGAACUGCUGGGGGAUCCGCUACCUUAGCAAACACUGUCCUCAGCGCUAUACCAUGAUUGGAGAUUUGCUGUGCAAGGAAGAGCAUGACAUUGUCUUACUGCAGGAGGUGUGGAGUGAGAAAGAUUAUUUGUCCUUGAAGAAGAAACUUGCCUCUUGUCAUCCUCAUUCACACUACUUUAAAAGUGGAGUCAUUGGCAGCGGUCUGGCAAUUUUCUCCAAAUACAGAAUCCAAGACACAUUUGUUUAUCGUUACUCACUGAACGGUUAUCCGUACAUGACACAUAUUCAACCCAAUGAAAACAACUCUGAAGCCUUUUUCUAUGUUAGGACUGAUCAUUUGAGCACCACUGGACAUAACAGCUACAACAUGAGUUUGAGUCACCAACUGGCCUCACUAAUAGCUCACCAUGGAGACUGGUUUGGAGGUAAAGCUGUAGGGAUGGCUGUUUUAAACAUUGGGAGCUUGACUGCGAACGUCUAUGUUACUCAUCUGCACGCAGAGUACUGCAGAGACAAGGAUUCCUACCUACCUCACAGAGUUGUUCAGGCUUGGGAGCUGCAGCAGUUCGUUCGCUAUACCUCAUCUGGAGCAGAUGUUGUGAUCUUAGGUGGUGACCUCAACAUGCACCCUCAGGACCUGGGCAACAGACUACUGAGGACUUAUACUGGACUCAAAGACUCUUAUUUAGAGACUGCUAAGUUUGAUGGAUGUGAGAAUGGUUUGACUCUUAUCGCCGACAAUCCUUUUAUCAGUAAAAAGGAGCUUGGUCCUUUUGAAAAGGGAAUUCGAAUUGACUACGUCCUGUUUAAGGGUUCUUCAAAAACAGACAUCACUUGUGAUUACAUGUGCACCACCAAAGGCUCCGUCCCUGACCACCCAUUCCCGUACUCCGACCACGAGGCUCUAACGGCUGAACUCAGGCUGAAGACACACACUCCAACUGACGAUGGCAGUGACAGCCAGUCAAAGAGUCAGGACUCUGCAGCAGAGAGAGUUGCUGAAUUGGUGGACAUCGUGACAGAAGCUCGUACCGAAGUCAAGGUGGGUUUGCAUUGCGCUGAGAGGAUGAGAUACACAGCAGCUCGCACAGGAGUGAUGGGCCUGGCUCUGUUGAUUCUUGAGCUCGCCAUCGCUGCUGUGCCCUGGCUCGCUCUGGGAGCUGAACAACCUUUCCCUCGUACCUCUUUUUACCUGCUGGCUGCACUCUGUUUCGCUAUCCUUCUGAGCACCUCUCUUCUGUACAUCUUCUAUACCAUGGAGCUGAAAUCUCUGCAGGGGGCUGAGGACCAGAUGAGGCUGGCUGUAGGAAGUCUGCAAGAAAAGCUCAGGGGAUAUCCUCUGGCUCAGCCCCACAAUCCACAAAGGAGGCCCCCAGAAGGCCAGGAGCCCAGUGCCUUUGACCCAGAGGAGUAAUACAGGAGCCAAGUGGGUCAAAGUGUGCUAAUGUAAUGACUCUUUUGAAGUGAGCUUUAAGAUGAAUGUUUGAGGGAGCCGUUUACCCUCUAAAUGUGUUUUUUGCUCUUGAGAUUCAUAUUUGUGGUGCAGGAUGAGGAAGUUUCUGAAAGACAAUUUUGAAAGUAGUGCAGGGCACAUGCUUUGACAUUUUUAUACUUUUUAUAUACUCGUCUUUAGCCUACUUCCCCUCUUAGAUUUCCCUUUAUGCACCUCAAAAAAUGUGCUUCCUAUCACAUGGUAUAAUUUGUGCCACUGUGCUUCUUUAGGGUCAGAAAUGUGAUGAUUGUGUUUUUAAACCUCAAGUCAAAUUUGCAUUCCAUCCUCCAGUAGUUUCAAAGGGACCAGUUGUCUCUGUUUGAUUCCAGUGUUCCCUUUUGUGUUUGUAUAGUCCAUCCAAAAAUUCAAAAUGGUUAAAGAUUGUUUCCUGAUUACCUACAGAAAGUAGUCUUGUUCCUCUGCUGCAGGUAAGAUAAGGACUCUCUGAUGGCUGUAGUUUAGAUUUUGGCCAGUUACAUUUUCGUUUUUGUACAGGACUGAUCUGAGAGCUUCCAGUUUCACCUACAUGCACAAGUUUACAGUGUAGUUUACUGUAGGAAAAGAGACAAACUCACUCUUCAUACUCCAGUCAUCAUGUCUGCUGUCUUGUACUUGAACGUAUCUUUAUGUUUGGGACAAUCCACACUCCUUUUUUGAAAGUACACCAGUGAGAAUGCACUCAAGUCUUAUAAACUCUUUAACUUUUGACCUUUUAUUGUGUUAUACAACACAUCAAGUACUGUAGGUAAGUUUAGAAUUGCUUAUUAUGUCUUCAGUGUGCAGUGCACUCACUUGACUAACUAGAUAAACCACCUCCUUUUUGUGUGCUUAAAAUCACCUAAUGUUCUGUAACACUUUGAAAAAGAUAUGACUUAUUAGAAGAAGAGAAAAGAUUGAUGAUUUUGAAAUUAAAUUAUUACCUUUCAGUCAUAAUGUUCAUUUCAGAUGUAAAUUGUGAUGAGAACUAUUAUGAAAGCAAUAAUAAAGAAUAUAUUCUCAUCCCUUUGGCUGCUGUGGUGACCAGUCUGGGGCUGAAAUAUGACUGUUUCAACUGCAGAGUAAAAUAUGUGGUGGUGGUGGUGGUGACACUGCAGAUCCUUAUAUUCACCACUAGGGAGCAAUAUUAGUGCAAAGGAUGGGUUUUUAAAAAACAGCUCUUAUUCCAAGUGAAACACCAAAUUGGCACAUAGUGAGCAAUGCAAAAGACACAAGGUAACAGAGCGUGAGAUCUGAAGUGCCAGAUUUGCCAGAUCCCAUGUACAAGCACGCACAUCUAUGCCCAAGGGCAUGAGCACCCAAGGGUGUGGUGUGUUUUAUGUUUCAUUUGUUUUCCAGUGAGAGUUUCAUCGAGAUAUUCUCACCAGGAAAGAGAUAACCACCACUUUGAGCGCGUUACUCAGAGAUUUUUGCAGUUUUGCCAAAAACAAUAAAGAUAAUGAGGGUAAAGGCAUUUCAGACUGCACAAAACAAUCUUGAUAUGUUCUUAAUACUGGCGCUGAAGUGGCACAAAACAACUAACGUUUGUCAGCUUUUAGCUGACUUUGCAGCUUUUACUCUAUUGCAAAAAGACACAUCAGUCACUGAAUAGUCACAAAUUGAUAUUUUUAUAAGAAAAUUGAUGAUUUUUGUCUGAAGGCUUUGUUUGACAGCAACUUCAAAUAUGCUCUACACAUUACUUGUUCAGCUAUAACCUGCCUUCGUUAAGAUAACAAUAGGUACAUUUUAAAAAAUCUGACAUUAAAAAAGCUGUCAUGGAGGGUGGAUUAAAUUUUAUUAAUCAAUUUAAUGAUAGCAUGAUUAUAAUCCUUAAUAACUACUGUGGGGUACUCAUGUUUGCCUUCCUUCUUAUUUGUCAUAAUCCAGUCAGCUGUGUGUUGGGUGUGCAAAGUUUAUAUGUUUGAUUAGUUUCGGCUGAAGUGAACAUUGACAAAAACAUAGUCAAAAAAAACAUACCCAUGAGUUGAAUUUAAAAUAAAACCAGAGUUAUUAAGUGAGAUCUGUGCCUAAAUGUAAGUAGAUUUCCAAAUAUGUACAUUCAUGCCUGAUGCUUGGUGCAAAGUCGCAAGCUCUAACCACCUCCAGGGAGCGUGGAGUGCAUCGUCACUGUUAUUUUAGGGGUCACAGGCUGAAAAGUGCAGGAACCCUUGCCCUAAGCCAAGCUUUUUUUCCAACCUAAAGGUGUGGACAUUGCUAUUUUUCAGCAGAUUUUUUGUCAUGACCCUGGUAAUAUGUAAGGACAUCCAGAGCACUACUGGGGUCUUGUCAGUCCUCCUUAUCACAUCUACACCUUACCUUAGCCUCAAUUUUUGGCCCAAACAUUCCUGAAAGUUCUGCACAGUACUGUACAUUAGUGGCUAAAAUACUUUCAUGCUUAAAUUUAAAUACCAUACAGUGUGGGCUUUGGCUCAGGCUGUACAGUAGCAUGCAGUGCAAAGUGCUCUAAGUGGACAGAAGACUAAAAAAUCAGAAGUUAUGAGCUCGUGGAGCUUCCUUUUCAACAGAAGGAAAGAAUCUAAAAUCCAUGUGGAAAUGGCUUGAUAUUAACAUAAGCACAUUGCUUUUAAAAAUUUGAAAGCACUUUUGUGUGCCUUCAUUAUUCCAGUUCAAGCAGCAGCAUUUUAUUUGCAUUCUUACAACUACGCGUGUACUUGCUAGUGCACAAGUCAAGAGACUUAUUGGUUAAACUGUACUACUCUCAUCUCACAGCUGCCAUCACUAUAUGCUUACAAGUUAGUUAUUUUGUACUUGUGUUAGUGCUGGGAAAUUAACUGAAUUUCAGUUUCAUGAAAACAAAAGAUCCAGUGUUUUUCUAUAUCAUCAUAAUCAUAUAUUUAUGUUUUUUCCACUUAUUUAUUUUCAUGUAUUACUUGUUUUAAAUAUGUUACAAGUGUUAAAGUUCAAUAAUGCAUUGUGUUUAAUUACUGGGAUCUUAGUAUUAAAUAAUGUUUUGAUUUUUUUUUUUUGUCAUAUUUUAGCAGCCUUAACUAAUGUACUUCGGCUUUUAACAAAAUGAAAUAUCUAUGUAAAAUAAAAUGGCAUCAGUUUUUUUUACUCUUUAAGCCAUGUCAUGCUUCAAAUUGAGCUGUCAGCAGUUUAACCUACUUUAAACAUACUGUUUUGAAAAUAUCAGUUAAAUGUUCUUCAGAUCUUAAAAUUGCUAGAUUAAUCAACAUUGAUCUCUUAUUUCUAUCAAGAAUUGUUUAAGUUUAUAAUUGCAGUUAAAAUAUCCUUACAUUUUUUUCUUUUCUCUUUAUGUUUGUUACUAGAGGACUGAAUAUAUCUGACAUCUGAAUGUAGCUUUACCUGAACCAGAGAAACACGACUUAACAACUACACAUAAGUAAUAAAGAUGUCACAUCAUAUUUCAUGUCAUACAUGGUGAUAAAUUGCUCAUAGGAUCCAUUUUAUGACUAUGUUUACAUUUAAUACUGUUGUAAAUCAAACUAACUGUACAGGCCAAACUUUACUCAAGGAAGAUUUUGUAAUAAGGAUGCUUUACAUUGGAAUGGAUGAUACUUUUACAUAGGAGGUGUAAAUGUAGCAAUUUUGUCAUUUACCUCACUUUAUACUCUGAUCGGUGGUACUCAAUGAGUGGCUCUUUUGUGACAACCUGUGGCUCUUUUAAGUUUUACUUGGAAGAUUAUACCCCCAGAAAACCUUAAAAAAGGUCCAUUUUGACAUCAGAAAUUGUCAAUUGCAAGUCACAUCAAUCGUUUCAGACA
Cheilinus undulatus (humphead wrasse) is the source of this 5829-nucleotide messenger RNA. RefSeq names its product sphingomyelin phosphodiesterase 2b (gene smpd2b). Lineage: Eukaryota; Metazoa; Chordata; Actinopteri; Labriformes; Labridae. Gene Ontology annotation, molecular function: sphingomyelin phosphodiesterase activity. The coding region runs from base 575 to 2029 and encodes 484 amino acids. The transcript is spliced from 14 exons. The record is from RefSeq and is a predicted model, not a curated record. Gene Ontology annotation, cellular component: cytoplasm.